GUUCCGGCCCGUUUAUUGCCGGAUUGGUUGUUACUGGGCCCACCCACAGACAUCAUCUCAAUUCUAAUUUCCUCUUUCUUUCAACUUUCUUUUAUUUAAAAAAAAAACUUUCUCAACUUUUUUGACCAAAAAAUAGAACAGAAUUCUCAACUUAUAUACUACCCUUUCUCUUUAUUUCUUCAUCUUCAAAUUCCACCUUCACUAUUAUUUUCCCCAAUCUCUCAUUUUCUCAAUUUCAUUUUCUCUCUCACUCAAACGUUUUCUUCAAGCAAAAUCCAAAGCAAUUCAAUUUUUCUCAGUCAAUUGGAAGCAAACAUGGAAGAAGAUACAAAAGCCAUUUCAGAAGUUUCAGUGACAAAGGUUGUUGAAGAGGCGGAUCAUAAAGAUGUUAACAUUAAGGAAACAAAUGGAGACUUGCUGCCUAAGGAAAUAGCUGAAGGAAAGAAAGACGAGGAAGAUAAUGCCUCUGAUGGAGAAUUCAUUAAAGUCGAGAGGGAAGAGAAUGUGUUGGAUGAUACGUCCCACAAAACAGAAAGAAGCUCAGAACCUCCGAGCAGAGAGUUUCUUGAAGCACAAGAGAAGGUUCGGGAACUUGAGGUUGAACUGAAAACACAAGCAGAAUCUUUAAAGACCUCUGAACAUGAAAAUUCUCAGCUGAAGGGAGAGAUCUCAAACACAAAAGAUAAACUUGAAGAAAGUGGAAAGAAAAACGAAGAGCUUGAACUAAGUCACGAGAAAUUGCAGGAGCAGAUUAUUGAAGCUGAGAAUAAAUACAAUCUGCAGCUCAGCACUCUUGAAGAGGCACUGAAAAGUCAAGAAGUUAAGCAGGCAGAGCUUCUUAAAUUGAAGGAAGAAUUGAAGGGAGUUAAUGAUAAGAUUGCUGAAAAUGAAAAGGUAGAAGAAGCACUUAAAACAACUGCUGCAGAACUCUCUACCAUCCAAGAGGAGUUGACACUCUCCAAAACACAGCUGUUGGAAGUUGAGCAAAGACUGUCUUCAAGAGACUCGCUAGUAGACGAGUUGACUGGGGAAUUAAACCUGAAAAAGACUUCAGAAACUCAGCUAAAAGAAGAGAUGUCAGCACUUCAAAAUCUAUUUGCAACUACAAAAGAAGAGCUACAGGAAAAAGUUUCUGAGUUGGAAAGUGCGAGGCUGAAACUGAAGGAGGAGGAAAAGUUGAAAGAAUCAGUAGAAGUUGCAUUGAAGAGUCAAGAAGCACAGUUUGUUGCUGUACAAGAGGAGCUGACUAAGCUUAAAGCAGAGAAAGAAAUACUUGAGGGAACUGUUGAAGAUCUAACCGUUAAUGCGAAACACUUCAAGGAGUUGAGCACUGAUUUAGAGAAGAAACUAAAGCUUUCGGACGAAAAUUUUAAUAAAACAGAUUCUCUUUUAUCUCAGGCGCUUUCGAACAAUUCAGAGCUUGAGCAGAAGGUGAAGUCUUUGGAAGAUCUUCAUCAUGAAUCUGGAGCUGUUGCAGCUACUGCUAGUCAAAGGAGUCUUGAGCUUGAGGGACAUAUUGAAGCUACAAAUGCAGCUGCAGAAGAAGCAAAAUUGCAGCUAAGAGAGCUGGAGACACGGUUCAUAGCGGCAGAGCAGAAGAAUGUGGAGCUUGAGCAACAAUUAAAUUUAGCACAAUUGAAAGCCAAUGAUGCUGAGAGAGAUGUGACUGAAUUCUCUGAGAAAAUUGCACAUCUCGACGCGAAAUUGAAAGAUGCUGCUGAAGAGAAGAAUCUUAUUAAUAGCUUACUGCAAGAGCACAUGGAUAAGAUAAGUCAACUUGAAUCAGACUUAAUUCAAUCAUCCAACCUGAAUUCAGAAUUGGAGGAGAAGCUGAAGACAGUCAACGAAAAAUGUUCUGAGCAUGAAGAUCGAGCCACCAUGUACACUGAGCGCAGCCGAGAACUGGAAGAUUUGAUUCAGAGCUCUCAUUCCAAAUCGGAAAGUGCUGAAAAGAAAGUGAGUGACUUGGAGUUGCUACUUGAAACAGAGAAAUACAGAAUUCAGGAGCUUGAACAACAAAUAAGCACAUUAGAAAAGAGAUGUAGUGAUUCAGAAGAAAAUUCCAAUAAACAUCUCGACAAUGUGUCUUAUCUGACAUCAGAACUCGAAGUGUUUCGAGAGCGAACCUCAAGCCUUGAAAGUACAUUGCAAGCGGCGAAUAAAAAGGAAAUAGAGGUAAAAGAUUCUUUAAAUGCUUUGACAGAUGAAAAGAAAAAGUUAGAAGAUGGUCUAAACAGCUUGAGUGAGAAGCUUGCUGAGGCAGAAAACCUAUUGGAAAUUGUGAGGGAUGAUUUAAAUCUUACACAAGCUAAGCUGCAAAGCACUGAAAAUGAUCUCAAGGCUGCAGAACUGAGAGAGAGUGAGAUAAUUGAAAAACUUAAAGCUAGUGAAGAAAAUCAUGCUGUGAGAGGAAGAGACUUGGAGCAUACUGCUGCAAGAAACUUAGAACUUGAAUCUUUACAUGAAUCUCUGACGAGAGAUUCCGAACAGAAGCUCAAAGAAGCUAUAGAGAAAUUCAACAGUAAAGAUUCUGAGGUUCAGUCUCUUCUUGAGAAAAUCAAAAUUUUGGAGGAAACUAUUGCAGGAGCCGGGGAACAGUCUAUAUCUUUGAAGAAUGAAUUUGAAGAGACUUUGAGCAAAGUCACUGCUUUGCAAACCGAAAAUGAAGAUUUGAAAAGGCAAAUUAUUGAAGCUGAGAACAAGACUUCACAGUCAUUUUCUGAGAAUGAAUUACUGGUUGGAACAAACAUUCAACUGAAAACCAAGAUUGAUGAACUUCAGGAGUCAUUGAACAGUGCUCUAUUGGAGAAGGAUGUCACUGCUCAAGAACUUGUUUCUCAUAAGAACUUACUAGCUGAAUUGAAUGAUGUACAAUCAAAAUCCGCGGAAAUUCAAUCUUCCAAUGAAGCUCGCAUCCUUGAAGUCGAAUCACAAUUGCAAGAAGCAUUGCAGAAGCAUAAUGAGAAGGAAACAGAAACCAAAGAAUUGAAUGAGAAGCUGAGUACCUUAGAAGGACAGAUAAAUGAGGAGAAACUGAAACUUGUUCAGGAAAUAGCCGUCUAUGAAUCAAAAUUAAGUGAUUUACAGUCAAAGCUCUCUGCAGCAGUUGUCGAGAAGGAGGAAACAGUUAAAGAGAUACUCACAUCCAAAAAUGCUGCUGAAGAUUUAGUGACAAUGCAUAGUGAAGAACUGCAGACAUUGAAGUCUCAGAUAUCUUCGUUAAUUGAUGAGAAGAACUUGCUUGAUGGGACUAAUCAGAAUUUAAAGAAGCAACUUGAGUCUAUGAUACUUGACCUUGAAGAGAAGUUGAAGGAUCAUCAGAAAAAUGAAGACUCUUUGAAAUCUGAGGUCGAAACUCUCAAAACUGAGAUUACUGAGAAAUCUGCAUUGCAAAGCCGGCUGCAGGAAAUUGAAGCGCAACUCACGAAAGCUGAAUCUAGACUACAUGAAGAGGUUGGAAGUGUUCAGGCUGCUGCUUCUCAAAGAGAAAUUGAUUUGAGUUCAAAAUUUGAAGAUUAUGAACAAAAGGUCAAUGAAAUAAAUGUGCUGAAUGGAAAAGUGGUAGAACUUGAGAAAGAGUUGCAACUUGCGCAGGCGACUGUAGCUAACCAGAAAGGAGCAGAAUCUCAGAAGGUGGAACUAGAGGCAGCCUUGAAGAAUUCUCUGGAGGAACUUGAAACUAAGAAAAAGGAAAUCUCUCUUCUGCAGAAACAAGUAAUAGAUUUUGAGCAGAAAUUGCAACAGGGUGGUGAGAAAAUUUCAGUCAAGGGUGAGGAGAAUGUUGAUAAGAAAGACGGGUUAGAAGUUAAAUCCAGAGACUUUAGCAUCUCAUCGCCAUCUAAAAGGAAGAGCAAGAAAAAGUCAGAAACAACAGCCGCUCAAGCAUCAUCAUCUUCAUCCGAGACUCCUAUUCAAACUGCCCCGGAUUCGCCUGUCAUAAAUUUCAAGUUCAUCCUUGGAGUAGCAAUUGUAUCCAUUAUCUUCGGCAUAAUUCUUGGGAAGCGUUAUUAGUAAUGCCAAUAUAUCUUUUCGAUUUUCUUUUUAUUCUUCAUGGUUUUCUAUAAGAUUGAAAGCUUUCUAAGCAUGGUUUCAAACUUCAGUCUUGAGUUGGUUAGGGAACUUAUUUUUGUGUCUAUCCCUUGCCUGUGUGCAGAAAAAAUGGGAGUUGAAUAAUGUUUUGUUUUUAGUUUGGAUUUUUUUUUUACAAUUUGGAUGCGGAUGGUUUUGUUUUGGAGUCCAUUUUUCUUCUCAAUUGAUAUCUGGAAUGAGUAUUUGGGGCAGCUAUAGAACAGUUUCCUAAACUGGUGAACUAUGGUGUAAAGUGUAAAGAAUAUUAUUAUUCCCUAUCUA
Trifolium pratense (red clover) is the source of this 4350-nucleotide messenger RNA. RefSeq names its product putative leucine-rich repeat-containing protein DDB_G0290503. The record is from RefSeq and is a predicted model, not a curated record. The coding region runs from base 316 to 4011 and encodes 1231 amino acids. The transcript has 7 exons. NCBI's taxonomy places the organism in Eukaryota, Viridiplantae, Streptophyta, Magnoliopsida, Fabales, Fabaceae.